UGUCGGGGCCCAUGCACAGAUAUUUAAAUCAUCCUUCGUGACAGGUGAUGGACAGGUGACGGAUUGCAGGACAGCCAAUGUUGCUCCGCUGUUCAAGACAGGCUCUAAAAAUAAACUAGGAAUUUAUACAUUGGUGAGCCCGACAUUAGUAGUGGGAAAGUUAUUGGAAUGUGUGUGCAGGAGACGGAUAUACAAGUAUUUGGAUCGAUGUGGACUGAUUAAGGAUAGGCAGUAGGUCAUGUCUAACCAAUCUUAUAGAGUCUCUCGAGGAAGUUAUCAGGAAAGUGGAUGAAGGCAAGGCAGUGGAUGUUGUCUACAUGGACUUUAGCAAGGCACUUGACAAAGUCUCAUAUGGGAGGUUGGUCAAGAAGGUUCAGUCACUCAACAUUCAAGAUGAGAUAGUAAAUUGGGUGAGUCACUGUCUUUGGGAGAAGCCAGAGUGUGGUAGCAGAUGGUUGCCUCUCUGACCGGAGGCCUGUGACUAGUGGUGUGCCACAGGGAUCAGUGCUGGAUCUGUUACUGUUUGUAAUCUAUAUCAGUAAUCUGGAUGAUAGUGUGGUUAACUGGAUCAGCAAAUUUGUGGAUGACACCAAGACUGGGGGUGUAGUGGACAGCGAGGAAGACUAUCAUGGUUUGCAGUGCGACCUGGACCAGAUGGAAAAAUGGGUGAAGAAAUGCAAAAUGGAAUUUAAUGGAGACAAGUGCGAGGUGUUGCAUUUUGGUAGGACCUGGGUCUUACACAGUGAAUGGUCGGGCACUGAGGAGUGCUGCAGAAGAAAGGGAUCUGGGAAUACAUGUCCAUAAUUCACUGAAAGUGGUGUCACAGUUAAAUAGGGACGGAAAGAAAGAUUUUGGCAUAUUGGCCUUCAUGAACCAAAGUACUGAGUACAGGAGAUGGAUGUUAUGUUCACGCUGCACGAGACAUUGGUGAGGCCUAAUUUGGAGUAUUGUGUGCAGUUUUGGUCACCAACCUACAGGAAAGAUGUAAAAGGGGUUGAAAGAGUUCAGAGAAAAUUCACAAGGAUGUUGCCAGGUCUGGAGGACUUGGGUUAUAAGGAAAGAGUGGACAGGUCAGGACUUUAUUCCUUGGAACGUAGAAGAUUGAGUGGAGAUUUGAUGGAGGUAUACGACAAUUACGAAGGUUAUAGAUACGGUAAAUGCAAGCUGGCUUUUACCACUGAGAUGGUGGGUCUACAACUAGAGGCCAUGGGUUAAGGGUGAAAGGUGAAACGUUAAGGGGAACAUGAGGGGAAACUUCUGCACACAGACCGUCAUCCGGGUGUGGAAUGAGCAGCCAGCACAAGUGGUGAAUGUGAGCUCAAUUUCAACAUUUAAGAGGUCUGCAUUGGUACCUGGAUGGUAGUGGUAUGGGAUUGGGCAGUUUAAGUAGUUCAGCACAAACUAGAUGGCCCAAAGGGCUUGUUUCUGUGUUGUAAUUUUCUAUGACUGUGACAAGAACCUGAAAUAAUACAAAAAUUCACUCUAAGUCCUUUUAACAGCUGUGUGGACCAACCAUUCAUCUCAGCAGGAAUUUUUCAUAUGCCGUUAAAACUGUGGCACCUUAAGUUAAUACAAGAAAAUCCCAGUUGCACUCUCGACUAUUUGCGCGAGAGUGUUUCAGUUACUGUGGGGCCAGGCACCCAUGUGGCUCAGCAGGAACAGGGAAUAACACCAAUGGAGAGAGUCAAACUGAGCCAAGGAACAAACUGGAGAUGGCAGAAGUGCCCCAUUCUUAUAGAGACAGGAAGAGCAUCAGGGAAUUGAUGGUCAUUCCAGAUACCAGCACUGUGCCCAGUCAGGAGAUGAUUUCUCUGUCCAACUUGGGUUGAACCUCACUGUAACAGUGUGAUACCAGAACAAACCUUGGCAACUCAAGUAAUCUCAUCUGAAAUGUUGUCGUACAUCCAUUGAUGGAUUUUGUAAAUCUUUUUACAGGUUAAAACGAGAAGUAAUUUGUCUCCAGGAAUCUCAAACACCAGUUUUGCUGUCUCUGUCUAGACAUUUAAGAAGUGGAGCAAGGGAUUCAAUCGACCAUCCUUCCUGCUCAGACAGUGGGGAGGGAUUCACUCGAUCAUCUGACAGACUGGCACUGUCGUCAUUUUAUACAGGAGAAAGGCCGUUCACCUGCUCAAACAGUGGGAAUCGAUUCAUUCGGUCAUCUCAAUUGAACGUACAUCAGCAAGUUCACACUGGGCAAGGCCUUUCACCUGUUCUGUGUGUGAGAAAGGAUUCAGUCAGUGGUCUCACCUGUGGACACACCAGUCAGUUCACACCGGGCAGAUGCUGGUCAUCUGCUGAAUUUCUGGGAAAGGAUUCACUCAGUCGUCUGACCUAAUGGCUCACCAGCGUGUUUACACCAGGGAGUGGACGUUCACCUGCUCAGACUGUGGGAAGGAAUUCACUCACUCUUCCACCCUACUGGUACAUCAGCGAGUUCACACUGGGGAGAAGCCGUUCACCUGCUCAGUAUGUGGGAAUAGAUUCACUCGGUCAUCCCACCUACAAAGUCAUCAGCGAGUUCACACUGGGGAGAAGCCGUUCACCUGCUCAGUCUGUGGGAAGAGAUUCACUCAGUCUUCCACCCUACUGGUACAUCAGCGAGUUCACACUGGGGAGAAGCCGUUCACCUGCUUAAUCUGUCAGAAGAGAUUCAGUCGGUCAUCCCACCUACAAUGUCAUCAGCGAGUUCACACUGGGGAGAAGCCGUUCACCUGCUCAGAAUGUGGGAAGAGAUUCUCUGAAUCAUCCCACCUACGGAGUCAUCAGCGAGUUCACACUGGGGAGAAGCCGUUCACCUGCACAGAAUGUGGGAAGAGAUUUACUCAGUUAUCCAACCUACAGAGUCAUCAGCGAGUUCACACUGGGGAGAAGCCGUUCACCUGCUCAGUCUGUGGGAAGGGAUUCACUCGGUCAUGCGACCGACAGAGUCAUCAACGAGUUCACACUGGGGAGAAGCCGUUUCCCUGCUCAGUAUGUGGGAAUAGAUUCACUCGGUCAUCCGACCUACAGAUUCAUCAGCGAGUUCACACUGGGGAGAAGCCAUUCACCUGCUCAGUCUGUGGGAGGGGAUUCACUCAAUCAUCCAACCUACAGAGUCAUCAGCGACUUCAUACUGGAGAGAAGCCGUUCACCUGCUCAGUCUGUGAGAAGAGAUUCACUCACUCUUCUGCCCUUAUGGUACAUCAGCGAGUUCACACUGGGGAGAAGCCAUUCAGCUGCUCAGAAUGUGGGAAGAGAUUCACUCGAUCAUCCACCCUACAGAGACAUCAGCGAGUUCACACUGGGGAGAAGCCAUUCACCUGCAAAGAAUGUGGGAAAGGGUUCACUCAUUCAUCCCACCUACUGGCACACCAGUCAGUUCACAAUGGGGAACUGGCGUGCCCGUCAUUUUACGCAAGGGCCUACACAUUCACCUGCUCAGAUAGUGGGAAUGGAUUCAGUCGGUCAUUUCAACUGAAGAUAUAUCAGCAGGUUCACACAGGACAAGGCCAUUCAUUUGUCCUGUGUGGGGAAGGAUUCACUCGGUCAUCCGACCUAAUGGCUCACCAGCAAGUUCACACUAGGGAGAGGCCGUUCACCUGCUCAGACUGUGGGAAGGGAUUUACUAAAUCAUCUCACCUAUUGAGACACCAGUCAGUACACACUGGGGAGAGGCCAUUCACCUGCUCCGACUGUGGGAAGGGAUUCGCUUUGUCAUCCCAACUGAAGGUUCAUCAGCGAGUUCACACUGGACAGAGGCCAUUCACCUGCUCAGAUUGUGGGAAGGGAUUCACUUCGUCAUUUCUCCUACUCAGACACCAGCGAGUUCACACUGGGGAGAGGCCGUUCGCCUGCUCAGUGUGUGGAAAGGGAUUCACUCGAUCAUCCCACCUACAAGCACACUCGUCUGUUCACACAAGGGAGUGGCCAUUCACCUGCUCUGACUGUGGGAAGGGGUUCAUUUGCUCAUCCCACCUGAAGGUUCAUCAGCGAGUUCACACUGGUGAGUGGCCGUUCACCUGCUCAGACUGUGGGAAGGGAUUCACUUUGUCAUCCCAAUUGAAGGUACAUCAGCGAGUUCACACUGGGGAGAGGCCGUUCACCUGCUCUGACUGUGGGAAGGGAUUCACUCGGUCAUCUCAUCUACAGAGACACCAGCGAGUUCACACUGGGGAGAGGCCAUUCACCUGCACAGUGUGUGGGAAGCGAUUCACUCGGUCAUCCCACCUACAAGCACACUGGUCUGUUCACACUGGGGAGAGGCCGUUCACCUGCUCAGUGUGUGGGAAUAGAUUCACUUGCUCAUCCCACCUGAAGGUACAUCAGCGAGUUCACACCGGGGAGAGGCCGUUUAUCUGCUCAGACUGUGGGAAGGGAUUCACUUGCUCAUCCCAACUGAAGGUGCAUCAGCUAGUUCAUACUGGAGAGAGGCCAUUCACCUGCUCAGACUGUGGGAAGGGAUUCACUUACUCAUCCCAACUGAAGGUACAUCAGCGAGUUCACAGUGGGGAGAGGCCGUUCACUUGCUCAGUGUGUGGGAAGGGAUUCACUCGAUCAUCCCACCUGCAAGUACACUGGUCUGUUCACACUGGGGAGAGACCGUUCACCUGCUCAGACUGUGGGAAAGGAUUUACUCAGUCAGGUGAACUGAAGGUACAUCAGCGAGUUCACACUGGGGAGCGGCCGUUCACCUGCUCAGACUGUGGGAAGGGAUUCACUUCGUCAUCUCAACUGAAGGUACAUCAGCGAGUUCACACUGGAGAGAGGCCAUUCACCUGCUCAGACUGUGGAAAAGGAUUCAUUUGCUCAUCCAAACUGAUGGUACAUCAGCGAGUUCACACUGGGGAGAGGCCAUUCACCUGCUCAGUGUGUGGGAAGGGAUUCACUUGCUCAUCCCAACUGAUGGUACAUCAGCGAGUUCACACUGGGGAGAGGCCGUUCACCUGCUCAAACUGCGGUAAGGGAUUCAGUCAGUCAUCUGAACUGAAGGUACACCAGCGAGUUCACACUGGGGAACGGCCGUUCACCUGCUCAAACUGCGGGAAGGGAUUCAGUCAGUCAUCUGAACUGAAGGUACACCAGCGAGUACAUACUAGGGAGCGGCCAUUCACCUGCUCAGACUGUGGAAAAGGAUUCACUUGCUCAUCCCAACUGAAGGCACAUAGGCGAGUUCACACUGGGGUGAGGCCGUUCACCUGCUUGCACUGUGGGAAGGGAUUUACUUCCUCAUCCCAACUGAAGGUACAUCAGCGAGUUCACUCUGGGGAGAGGCCGUUCAUCUGCUCAGAUUGUGGGAAGGGAUUCACUCAGUCAUCCGCCCUAAUGGCACACCAACGAGUUCACAGUGGGGAGCGGCCGUACACCUGCUCUGUCUGUGGGAAAGGAUUCACUCUGUCAUGCACCCUACAGAGACAUGAGCAAGUUCACAGUGGGGAGCGGCCGUUCACCUGCUCAGAUUGUGGGAAAGGAUUUACUCAGGCAUCCGAACUACAGGCACACCGGUCAGUUCAUACUGGGGAGUGGCCGUUCACCUGCUCAGUCUGUGGGAAAGGAUUCACUUGGUCAACUGAACUACAGGCACACCAGUCAGUUCAUACUGGGGAGAGGCCGUUCACCUGCUCAGUCUGUGGGAAGGGAUUCACUAAGUCAUAUCAACUGAAGGUACAUCAGCACGUUCACACUGGAGAGAGGCCGUUCACCUGCUCAGACUGUGGGAAGGGAUUCAGUUCAUCCUCUCAACUACUGACGCACCAGCGAGUUCACACUGGAGAUAGGCCAUUCACCUGCCCAGACUGUGGGAAGGGAUUCACUCGGUCAUCUCAUCUACAGAGACACCAGCGUGUUCACACAGGGGAGAGGCCAUUCACCUGCUCAGUGUGUGGGAAGGGAUUCACUCGGUCAUCGAACCUACAGAAACACCAGCGAGUUCACACUGGGUAGAGGCCAAUCAACUGCUCAGACUUCGGGAGGAGAUUCUCUGAGCCAUCUCCACCGAAUGUGCAUCAUUGGGUUCACACUGGGGAGAGGCCGUUCAACAGCUGUGAAUGUGGGAAGCGACUCACUCAGUAUUCUAACCUUAUGUAACUCUCGCUUUAGCUGGCAGCUUAAUAUAGGGGGUGAUAGCCCCCCAGCCCGGCCAAUCUUAAGAAAUCUUGUUUGGGUGGAUGCUGCUUGAUGUGUUCCCUGUUACAAAUCAGUACCCUGAAAAAACAAAUGGUACAUAAUAUGCGAUUAAACGUAUGGGCUUUAUAGUUUCUUACUUUGACUAUAGAACGAGUAAAAAAAAUAAUGAAGAAGAAAGGCCCAAUCUCUCCAUUCAUGUCUUCUCAUCGCUCCCCGGCAAAAGACUGCAAAAAUCUCUCUUCCAGACUCCCAAGAAAGAACAACAUUUCUCCCAUUGGAUAGCCCUGCAUUCCAAAACCCUGUUCUCUCUAGUCGUAACCUAAACAUUGCUGCUACAGAGAAACCAUUACCUCAGCAGUGAUACAUUGCAGAGAGGCCAUUCCAUUAGCAGUGAAACCUCACAGCAUGUUAUACUUGUGACAUAGUACUGGAAUGUUUCAAUAAGCUGCAUCCUGGAUAUUUGUCCAUCACCGAUGCUGAAUGCAAUUUUGGGAGUGACUGUCAGUGCUGAACUCUGCAAUUAUUGCUGCUGCUCACCACACCCAGUCUGCACCCUGGUCACUGGGCAUGGGAGGAGUUUGUUCUGCUGCAUAUUCACCUUUAAUUGGACUGGAGUUUAACAUGGACUGGAGUGGAGAGCGGCCAGUGAAAGAGUGGAGCUUUGAGGCUUUGGCUCGAGAGGUUUUGGCAGUUUUGGCAGUUGGAUUGUGCAAUCAUGUCAAUCAAGAUUUGAAUAGCUCAGAAUGCAGCUGAUUGGGCAAUCAAGGUCAGGUGACCAAGCAAUUUGAUUGGGCAAUCGAAAAUUGAGAAGCUCAACAAACGAGUAAAAAGAGGGGUAGCUGAAGUGGAGCGGCCAGUGAGUGAGUGGGCCAGUGAAGGAGUGGAGCUUUGAGGCUUUGGCUCGAGAGGUUUCGGCGAGAAGAGGCAGAGGAUGAGCUUGCUCCCAGUAAGUCGGAACGCGUUGAACACGAUGUUUCACGGUGGGGUCGGCAUAUCGAUUAAGGGAUUGAAGAAACAGAAGCAACAUUGAAAUAACUACAAGGCCAUGGUGUAGAAACAAGAAUUAUUCACAGCAGAAUGAAAUAAGAACAGCAAAUUGGGAGAACAGAGUAUUAGUCCAGUCUGCCGGAGAGAGGAAAUGACUGAGCAUGCAGUCGGUUUCAAGGUGAAAAUGAAGAGAGGGUUAAUAUGCAGUUCACAUAAAAUGCAGAAUUAGUGAGAGAGAACGACAGCAGUGCAGAGACAAUCGAAAACCGGAGACAUUCAGUCGGAAAAUAUAAGAAUGUGGGUUUCAUUCGCCACCUGCCUGUGGCCGGUAGAGUGUGGAGGAAUGGUUCACUCUGUACCCACCUGUCUCCGGUGCAAUGUGUCAGUGUGGGGAUCAUUCUGUAGAUAUCCGUCCCUGGUACAGAAUGAGAGUGUGGGCUUCUUUAGUUCUCACUCUUUGGCUCACUGUGAGAGUGUACAUUUCAUACUGUACAUACCUGUCGCCGUUGCAGUGUGAGAGUGUGGGUUUCAUUCUGUAUCUGUCAGUCUCUGUUACAGUGUGAGAGUGUGGGUUUCAUUCUGUAUAGGUCAGUCUCUGUUACAGUGUGAGAGUGUGGGGUCAUUCUGUAUCUGUCAGUCUCUGUUACAGUGUGAGAGUGUGGGGUCAUUUUGUAUCUGUCAGUCUCUGCUACAGUGUGAGAGUGUGGGUUUCAUUCUGUAUCUGUCAGUGUCUGUUACAGUGUGAGAGUGUGGGUUUCAUUCUGUAUCUGUCAGUCUCUGUUACAGUGUGAGAGUGUGGGUUUCAUUCUGUAUCUGUCAGUCUCUGUUACAGUGUGAGAGUGUGGGUAUCAUUCUGUAUCUGUCAGUCUCUGUUACAGUGUGAGUGUGGGUUUCAUUCUGUAUCUGUCAGUCUCUUCUACAGUGUGAGAGUGUGGGUUUCAUUCUGUAUCUGUCAGUCUCUGUUACAGUAUGAGAGUGUGGGUUUCAUUCUGUGUCUGUCAGUCUCUGUUACAGUGUGAGAGUGUGGGUUUCAUUCUGUAUCUGUCAGUCUCUGUUACAGUGUGAGAGUGUGGGUUUCAUUCUGUAUCUGUCAGUCUUUGCUACAAUGUGAGAGCGUGGGUUUCAUUCUGUAUCUGUCAGUGUCUGUUACAGUGUGAGAGUGUGGGUUUCAUUCUGUAUCUGUCAGUCUCUGUUACAGUGUGAGAGUGUGGGUUUCAUUCUGUAUCUGUCAGUCUCUGUUACAGUGUGAGAGUGUGGGUUUCAUUCUGUAUCUGUCAGUCUCUGUUACAGUAUGAGAGUGUGGGUUUCAUUCUGUGUCUGUCAGUCUCUGUUACAGUGUGAGAGUGUGGGUUUCAUUCUGUAUCUGUCAGUCUCUGUUACAGUGUGAGAGUGUGGGUUUCAUUCUGUAUCUGUCAGUCUUUGCUACAAUGUGAGAGCGUGGGUUUCAUUCUGUAUCUGUCAGUGUCUGUUACAGUGUGAGAGUGUGGGUUUCAUUCUGUAUCUGUCAGUCUCUGUUACAGUGUGAGAGUGUGGGUUUCAUUCUGUAUCUGUCAGUCUCUGUUACAGUGUGAGUGUGGGUUUCAUUCUGUAUCUGUCAGUCUCUUCUACAGUGUGAGAGUGUGGGUUUCAUUCUGUAUCUGUCAGUCUCUGUUACAGUAUGAGAGUGUGGGUUUCAUUCUGUGUCUGUCAGUCUCUGUUACAGUGUGAGAGUGUGGGUUUCAUUCUGUAUCUGUCAGUCUCUGUUACAGUGUGAGAGUGUGGGUUUCAUUCUGUAUCUGUCAGUCUCUGUUACAGUGUGAGAGUGUGGGUUUCAUUCUGUAUCUGUCAGUCUCUGUUACAGUGUGAGAGUGUGGGUUUCAUUCUGUAUCUGUCAGUCUCUGUUACAGUGUGAGAGAGUGGGUUUCAUUCUGUAUCUGUCAGUCUCUGCUACAGUGUGAGAGUGUGGGUUUCAUUCUCUAUCUGUCAGUCUCUGCUACAGUGUGAGAGUGUGGGUUUCAUUCUGUAUCUGUCAGUCUCUGUUACAGUGUGAGAGAGUGGGUUUCAUUCUCUGUCAGUCUCUGUUACAGUGUGAGAGUGUGGGUUUUAUUCUGUAUCUGUCAGUCUGUUACAGUGAGAGAGUGUGGGUUUCAUUCUGUAUCUGUCAGUCUGUUACAGUGUGAGAGUGUGGGUUUCAUUCUGUAUCUGUCAGUCUCUGUUACAGUGUGAGAGUGUGGGUUUCAUUCUGUAUCUGUCAGUCUCUGUUACAGUGUGAGAGUGUGGGUUUCAUUCUGUAUCUGUCAGUCUCUGUUACAGUGUGAGAGUGUGGGUUUCAUUCUGUAUCUGUCAGUCUCUGAUACAGUGUGAGAGUGUGGGUUUCAUUCUGUAUCUGUCAGUCUCUGUUACAGUGUGAGAGUGUGGGUUUCAUUCUCUAUCUGUCAGUCUCUGCUACAGUGUGAGAGUGUGGGUUUCAUUCUGUAUCUGUCAGUCUCUGCUACAGUGUGAGAGUGUGGGUUUCAUUCUGUAUCUGUCAGUCUCUGUUACAGUGUGAGAGUGUGGGUUUCAUUCUGUAUCUGUCAGUCUGUUACAGUGUGAGAGUGUGGGUUUCAUUCUGUAUCUGUCAGUCUGUUACAGUGUGAGAGUGUGGGUUUCAUUCUGUAUCUGUCCGUCUCUGCUACAGUGUGAGAGUGUGGGUUUCAUUCUGUAUCUGUCAGUCUCUGUUACAGUGUGAGAGUGUGGGUUUCAUUCUAUAUGUGUCAGUCUCUGUUACAGUGUGAGAGUGUGGGUUUCAUUCUGUAUCUGUCAGUCUCUGCUACAAUGCGGGAGUGUGGGCUUCCUUUUAUAUUUGUCGACCUCGGCUCCACCGUUAAGUGCGUCGACUCUGUCUGUACCUCUGAGACCUGAGUCGGUAUGAGCGAGUGUAUAUUUUCUCGUCCUUUUCCGCUGUUUCUCAAACCUUGUAAAUAAUCCUAAAAUAGAUUCUGUAUUCCCUGCGCUAUUUUUAGAACAAGAGUCUCCUGCAGUCGGUUUAUGUUAUAAUUGUGAGAUGGACAGUGCACCGAUGAAUGACGACGGCUGGAUCGAGCAGGGCAUUCAGCGUCUUAGAGUCCUAUGGCAAACAGACCAUUCGGCCCGGCAUCACUCUACACGCUAUUCGUUACUCUACUACAUGGAGCCAAUUGAACAGCACGUGAUCUGUAACUUCUAGUGAUUUGAAAAAACCACCUCUUAAAUGUUGAAUGAAGAUAAUCAAAUUAAAUAAAUUCAUUAAUUAAUAUAAAUAAGUAAUUAAAUUUAUAAUUUGAUCGAAGUAAAACCAACCGAGGCAGAGCGUUUCCUGUUCCAGCAUCGUUGAUAUGAAUACAUUUCAUCUCAGCCAUUCUAAAUUGCUACAUUCACCGUGUACCUGCUCUCUUAUGUUUGCCGAUUCUGUCAUAUAUUUCUUAAUGUGUACUACACCAUGAAUCUAUUCGAGUUAUGUCCCACUCAUAAAUAAUAUAAUAUUCAU
Molecule: messenger RNA, 10573 nt
Organism: Mobula hypostoma (lesser devil ray)
Lineage: Eukaryota; Metazoa; Chordata; Chondrichthyes; Myliobatiformes; Myliobatidae
Product: zinc finger protein 585A-like
Exons: 4
Coding region: 2335-5919 (1194 amino acids)
Source: RefSeq, a predicted model, not a curated record